UUUGGGGACCAAGCGCCUCUCGUGCUUCACGAGAUGCGUGCAAAUUAGAAAAUUUAAAGGGCACUACCAGAUUCGUUUCAGUGUCCACGACGGUUGGCGCCCAUCGAGUUCGUCAGAGACCUUUGCUCGUCUGAUUCCUCAAGAAACCCGUGAACAUGGCCUAUUACCCAGAACAAGCGUACCCGGAAGCAUCGGCGUACCCGGAAGCGCCUGCGUACCCGGAGUUUUCGGAGGUCGACAGCCAGUACGGUGCUCCACAACUUUCGGACUAUCCCACAUCUAAACCUGAGGAAGAAGGCACGGGCAUGAGAUACGUGAUCAUCGUGUGUGGCCUCAUCAUAAUAUUCGCACUCGCAACAGCUACCAUGAUUUUCCUGUUGGCCUACCAGGGUGACAGCUCCGAGGCGGACGACUCAGUCGGCAGCAACCGAUCUGGCGGUGGUGACGCACCGCCUCCCAUGGAAGUCCCCGUCGUCGAAGAGAUAACUACCACUCCCCUCCCGACAGCGCUACACACUCAACCUGUGAGACGAACGACACCUUCGAUCUCUAGCACCGCGGCGACGAUACCGAUGGCGACGGUGACUGCGACGGUGCCGGCAAGCAGCACGGUGCCUACUACGCCCUCGGCCCGAUCGACGCCGCCAACCCUGCCGCCACCCCCGCCGCUCAUGUGCUCGGUGGGCACGACCGCGGCUGCCAUGAAAACGCUGUUUCCGCCCGACAAUGCGUGCGACAUCCUGGUCUUCACUCACGUGCGGGUCUUCAACAGGACGGUGCGUGCGGUCCUCAGUCAGAUGAGCUUCGAGGCGUUCAGGAACGUCUGCGCCGCCUAUCGGCAGACAACAUGCGGCCUCUCCUUCACCUCGAAGAUGCUGGCGGACAACAUGUUCAGCAACACGCAGAUAAGGAGCCAGCUGAAGCAACUUCGGAGCGAGUCGCGAGUCCACCACUACGGCAUCCUGGACAUUUACGGCACAAGAGACAGCGUUCAGAAUGUGUCCACAACGAUAGUGCCAGGAGUACUUAGCCGGAUGCGGCAACUCCUGGGAAAUGACACCAGCCGCCACAAGGUCAUUGUCGGCAUCGGGUACUACUACUACAACGACACCGAUUCCUGGGAAAAACUAGCAUACGCCGCCGAGAAUGUCGCGUCGAAAGACGUCGACGUUCUGGUCAUAAUCACCACGAUCAUCACCAUUCCUUCAAUUUAUGAAUGCAUCACACUGCCCGUGAACGCCCACAAGAGCCCAAAAGCGUACACUCCAACUCUGGAGCAUGCAUUCCGGAUGGCCAGGGAGGGCUUUGGGAGGCGUAGUCUCACCGUCGCCUUCUCAUUCCAAAUGGGCGUGGUCAUGUACACACUGAAAAAGAAUUACAGCCUCCCCAUCAACGCCCUCUACGAGCCGUGCAGCUACUUCGCAAUCACGGACUACUCGCAGGCAUGCCAACCUGUCAAAGCUGAGCUCAACCUCGAGAAGUCGAACAUCGGGUUCAACAAUCCGUCUUCGCAGAACUUUCUCAAGAAGAACAUCUUCCACACGUUCGACACAGUUUCCCAGAUGCAGGAUAAGGCGAUGCUCAUCAUGGAGAUGCCAGGCAGGCGAGCCAACUUCAGCUGGUUCCUCAUCAACGUGCAUCUGACGGACGUAACGCGGAGCUGCUUGCCCAAAGGACCCUUCCAGCGAGUCAAGGAAUUCAAGGAGUUCUACUACAACCUGGCGCAGAAACCGGCCGGUUAGCCCGACGGGUUGUUUGCGCGCAACUCUGCUGGGAAGCCAGAAACUGCUUCAUUUUUUUUUCCUAAGGAGAGUUUCUUAACCACGUCAGCCGAUGCUUUUUGAAAUAAAUUAUACCAUGUG
Molecule: messenger RNA, 1862 nt
Organism: Dermacentor albipictus
Lineage: Eukaryota; Metazoa; Arthropoda; Arachnida; Ixodida; Ixodidae
Source: RefSeq, a predicted model, not a curated record